AUGUCCUCCCUCCACACCCACCUCAACUCCCGCUUUUCCCUUCCCCCCACCCCGUCAACCCCUCCCAUCCCCCGCGCAACCCUCCUCCUCGCCGCACACCGCUCCUCCACCCCCGAAGCCUGUGAAGCCCUAGCAGAAGCGCUCCCUCGCAAACUACACGCCUCCCGCCGCGCGUUCGCCAGCAAGGAGUUUGUCAACGAGUGUGUUGCGCUGGAUAGGCUGCGGUAUAAGAAUGGGAACCAGCAUAGGAGUGCGAGGUAUUUUAGGAAGUUGGUUAUGGUCCGCCGCCUCCUCCGCCGCUUCUUCGAAAUCGAUCUAGAAGCACUCAUCCAAAAGCUACUGGACGACAUGCAUCCCAACAAAACAAAACGCCACCAAGGCCGUUGGGAACACCUCCCGCCACGCGCCAACAUGGCAUAUCUCCUGCUGAGACUCGCAAGCGCCUACCGGAUCCUAACACAGCUCCGCCCCGCUCUCCUAACCUGCUACACAUCCUUCCGCGCCCUCCUAACCCAAACCUUCUUCAUGCCCAUGUCCAUGAUCGUCAUGGCGGCCUGCGCGCGGCUGCAUCUGUUGACCGGGACCAUGAUGCGGGAGCUGGAGGCGUGUUACAACGAGCUCGCGGGGUGGUUCGGGAGUAUGCCGCCGCUCCCGACAGACCCGCCGUACGCAGCCCUGUUGCCCGCCACCCUCUCCGGCGCCGCCCUCACGGCGCCGGAUGACCACCGCACAGACGCAUCGCGCCCGGGAUCGCAGGAGGAGGGAAACGGAGCGCACGAUCAGAUGGACGUCGAUGGCGGGGGAGAUGCGUGGGACGUCGGGGUGCUGGACACGCACACGGCCGCGCUGUCGGAUGCGUUCUGGAAUGACGGCUGA
Fimicolochytrium jonesii is the source of this 876-nucleotide messenger RNA. RefSeq lists its product as uncharacterized. The transcript has 5 exons. The record is from RefSeq and is a predicted model, not a curated record. Bases 1 to 876 code for a protein of 291 amino acids. NCBI's taxonomy places the organism in Eukaryota, Fungi, Chytridiomycota, Chytridiomycetes, Spizellomycetales, Powellomycetaceae.